AUGCCCGCUCAAAAGAAAGUCGCUAUCAUCAUUUACACCCUUUACAACCAUAUUGGUCGUAUGGCUGAGUCUGUCAAGUCCGGGGUGGACGCCCAAGGCUUUGAGUCCAAGAUUUUCCAGGUUCCUGAGACCUUACCUAAGGAAGUCCUCAAAGCAAUGCAUGCCCCGGAGAAACCGCCUUACGAAAUUGCAACUCGUGACACUUUGAGUGGUUACGAUGCCUUUUUGUUUGGUAUUCCCACCAGAUUCGGUAACAUGCCGGCACAAUUCAAAACCUUUUGGGAUACCACUGGAGGUCUCUGGGUCAACGGUGGAUUGUACCAUAAACCAUUUGGUGUCUUUGUCUCUACUGGUACCGGUGGUGGUAAUGAAUCUACUGUGAUGAACAAUUUGUCCAGUUUCAUUCAUCACGGUAUGGUUUUUGUUCCAUUGGGUUACGCCAAAGUGUUCCCCGAACUGACUAAUUUGAAUGAAGUUCAUGGCGGUUCUCCUUGGGGAUCUGGUACUUUUGCUGGUGCUGAUGGGUCCAGAAAUCCUACUGAGUUGGAGUUAAAAAUUGCUAAGCUGCAUGGUACAGAAUUUGGAAAGUAUCUCAAGGGGGAAUAA
This is a messenger RNA of Brettanomyces nanus, 606 nucleotides long. Its product is annotated as flavodoxin-like fold protein. Lineage: Eukaryota; Fungi; Ascomycota; Pichiomycetes; Pichiales; Pichiaceae. Gene Ontology annotation, molecular function: NAD(P)H dehydrogenase (quinone) activity; FMN binding. The transcript has 2 exons. Bases 1 to 606 code for a protein of 201 amino acids. The record is from RefSeq and is a predicted model, not a curated record.